Molecule: messenger RNA, 1243 nt
Organism: Nicrophorus vespilloides
Lineage: Eukaryota; Metazoa; Arthropoda; Insecta; Coleoptera; Silphidae
Product: reticulon-4-interacting protein 1 homolog, mitochondrial
Exons: 4
Coding region: 115-1230 (371 amino acids)
Cellular component (GO): mitochondrion
Molecular function (GO): oxidoreductase activity
Source: RefSeq, a predicted model, not a curated record
UUAUCAUUUUUCUAAGAUUUUUUUCUAAUAGUUGUCAACAUGAAUCAAAUUAAGUUUUUCGUUAAAAAUAAACAAGAACUACUUUUGUAGGUUAUUUUAAAGAAGAAAUGCAAAAUGUUAUUGAAGACUGUGCGAAACCUGAGAUGUUUGCACCAGAAACGGCUGUGCUCCAAUGUGAGAACGCCGGAAAACCGGAUGCGCGCCUGGCAGAUACAUUCCUAUGGGGAUUUAGGUGAGCUACAGCUCUCGAAAACCCGACUCCCCAUCAUCGCAAGCCCCAAAGAACUUCUUGUAAAAGUAGAGGCGUCCUCUAUAAAUCCAAUAGAUUAUAUGAUGAUCGGAGGGUAUGCAAAGACAGUUGCCAAUUUCUUCAGAAAGUAUGAAUUGGAAUUUCCUUUGAUCUUGGGAAGAGAAUUUUGUGGCACAAUCUUAGAUAAAGGACAAGAUGUCACAGAUCAAUUCAAGGUUGGGGAUCCCAUUUAUGGUGUAGUGAACAUUCACAAACCAGGGAGCCAUGCAGAAACUGUAAUUGCAGAAGAAUCAUUGAUUUGCCAUAAACCAAAGAAUUUGAGUUCAGUGGAAGCAGCUUCAAUAAUGUAUGCAGGUUUGACUGCUUGGUCGGCGCUCUUUAUCACUGGUGAAUUGAGUAUCAGGAAUCCUAAAUUGUCAAGGGUAUUGGUUUUGGGGGCAUCUGGAGGAGUUGGAACUUUGGCUGUACAAAUGUUAAAGUCUCAGGGAUCUACAGUUGUUGCCACAUGCUCAUCAAAUGCCAUCCCCUUGGUGCAAUCACUAGGAGUAGAUCAGACAUUCGAUUAUGCGGACAUCAACUUCACCAAUAACAUAGCGGAACAAGGAUUUUACGACAUUAUUCUGGAUUGCGCCAAAUUCGGUUACGACAAGGUUCCGAGCGAGUGGAGAUACAACAAGUUCAUAACUUUGAAUUCGCCGUUGAUGAACAAUGCGGAUAACUUCGGAUUGCUGGGCGGAUUCGCAGCGAGUGCGAAGGAUUUGCUUUUCGCUAACUUCGCCAAGUGUCCCCAGGGGCAGUCGGUGAGGUGGGGUUUCUUCACACCUUCGCAAAGCGGAAUUCAAUUUAUCGAUAAGCUCGUCAAAAAUGGAAAAAUUAACCCUGUGAUACACAAAGUGUUUAAGUUUGAUGAACUUCCCAAGGCCUAUGAGUGUUUGCAAGAAGGACAUUUGAGAGGGAAGAUUGUUAUAGAUUAUAAUUAGAUUAUUUGUUGAU